CGCCCUUCCGCCGAGCCCCGGGAGGCGGAGCCGGGCGGCGGCGGCGGCGGCGCGGGGCAGCAGGUUGCCAGGCAGGAUCUGACUGCCGAGGACCCUCACUCUGCUGAGGGCAGGGCCCGCUGCCUCCACCAUGGCCCGAUGGCUGCCCCGCUCCACCGACCUGACCCGCUUCUGCCAGAAGCUCAACCGGACGAAGACCCUGGAGGACGACAUGAUGGAGACAUCCCUGAACAGAUGCCUCUCCACCAUUGACUUGACGCUGCUGGGCAUCGGGGGCAUGGUGGGCUCCGGGCUGUACGUCCUCACAGGCACUGUGGCCAAGGAGAUCGCUGGCCCCGCCAUCAUCAUCUCCUUCAUCAUCGCCGGCUUUGCCUCGCUCCUGGCUGCUCUCUGCUACGCCGAGUUUGGAGCCCGCGUGCCCAAGACGGGCUCUGCCUACAUGUUCACCUACGUGUCCGUGGGUGAGAUCUGGGCUUUCCUCAUUGGCUGGAACGUGCUGCUGGAGUACAUGAUCGGGGGCGCCGCCGUGGCCAGGGCCUGGAGUGGCUACCUGGACUCCAUCUUCAACCACAAGAUCAAGAACUUCACUGAGACCCAUGUGGGUGCCUGGCAGGUGCCAUUCCUGGCCCGCUAUCCAGACUUCCUGGCAGCUGCCAUCCUGCUGGUAGCCACAGCCUUCAUCUCCUUUGGGGCCAAAGUGUCCUCCUGGCUCAACCACAUCUUCUCAGCCAUCAGCAUGGGCGUCAUCCUCUUCAUCCUCAUCAUGGGCUUUGUCCUCGCGCAGCCCAAGAACUGGAGCGCCCAGGAGGGUGGCUUUGCCCCAUAUGGGCUGUCAGGCAUCAUGGCUGGCACGGCCACCUGCUUCUACGCCUUUGUGGGCUUUGAUGUCAUCGCAGCCUCCAGCGAAGAGGCCAGGAACCCGCAGAGGGCUGUCCCCAGGGCCAUUGCUUUCUCCUUGGGGCUGGCCACCGGUGCCUACAUCCUGGUGUCAGUUGUGCUGACGCUGAUGGUGCCCUGGCACACGCUGGACCCUGACUCUGCCCUGGCUGACGCAUUCUACAGGAGGGGCUACGCCUGGGCAGGGUUUCUGGUGGCUGCUGGCUCCAUCUGUGCAAUGAACACAGUUCUGUUGAGCAACCUCUUCUCCCUGCCACGCAUCGUCUACGCCAUGGCCGAGGACGGGCUCUUCUUUCAGGUCUUCUCCCGAGUGCACCCCCGCACACAGGUGCCUGUGGUUGGCAUUGUGGUCUUUGGGCUGCUCAUGGCCCUGCUGGCCCUCGUCUUUGACCUGGAGGCCCUGGUGCAGUUCCUGUCCAUCGGCACUCUGCUGGCCUACACCUUCGUGGCCGCCAGCAUCAUCGUCCUGCGCUUCCAGCAGCAGCAGGGGGACGCGCCCGCCCCAGCGGCCAGCCGGCCCAGCCCUGAGCCCCACGCGGGCCCGUCCGGGGCUGAGCUGAAGGAGUACGAGUCCUUCUCCGACAAGCUGCAGCUGGUGGACAGGGACAAGAGCAAGGAGCAGCGGGAGCCGGGGCAGCUGAAGGCAGCUUUUGAGCCCUACCUGGAGUUCCUCAGCGACUUCUACCCGGGGGAGGUGGUCACAGUGGCUGUGGUGACCUUGAUGGUGUCUGCCAUCUGCCUCUGCUCCAUCUUAGUGUUUGGCAACACCCACCUCCACCUGCCUACCUGGAGCUACUCCCUGCUGCUGGUCCUCUUCAGUCUGGGCUUCCUGCUCAGCCUCCUCCUCAUCUGGGCGCAUGAGCAGCAGCACAGCACCCAGACCUUCCAGAUCCCCCUGGUCCCCCUGUCCCCAGCACUGAGCAUCAUCCUCAACAUCUACCUGAUGCUGAAGCUCAGUUACAUGACGUGGCUCCGCUUCGCCGUCUGGCUGCUCUUGGGCUUGCUCGUCUACUUCGGCUAUGGCAUCUGGCACAGCAAGGAGAACCUGCGGGAGCCGCGGCCCCAGCGCGUCAGCGCCCGCUACGUGGUGUUCCCGGGGGGCAGCCUGGAGGAGAGGGUGCAGGCAGUCCAGCCCAGCUGCCAGCCUGCCACCGGGCUGCCAGACACCGGCACCGAGGACUGCAAGAGAUGACAGCCCUGGCAGCGGGGGCGCCUGGAGACGGGAGCGUCGGAAUCUCCUCCCGCAGUGAGGCCAGAGACCCACCCCCCUCCUCCUGUUCCCUCUGACAGUAGAGCCACCGGGGCUGCCCCAGGUGUGGGGCUGCACCUGGAGAGGAUGAGGAUGCUCACCCUUCCCCACACGCUUCUGACAGACUGUGGAGGGACCGGCUGCCUCCCUCCCCGUGCCCUGCACUUGAGAGCUGGGUCUCAGCCCAGUGCCUGCCCUGCUCAUGAGGAGUUGUGUCCUUGUUCAACUCUCCCCGAGCACGCCCUGGCCCUUUGCAGUACAUCUCCCGUCUGCCAGCACAUCCGUGCAGCUGGGCGUGCAGAGGCUCCCCAGGCACCAGGACAGGCAGCCCAGUGCUGCCCGUGCUGACUCUCAUCCUGAGGGCAGCCCCCUGCCUCCCGCAGAGUCCCCUUUGGAAGGAGGCAGGGCCAGUCAUGCACCCCACAGGCUCCCCUGCCAUCCCCAUGCCCAGGACUGCUCUCCUCAAAGGCUGGGGCUGAGGGAGCUGAGGGGCAGCUGGAGACACGGCAUGGAGAAGGGACAUGGCCAGAGUGGGUGGCUGGGAAGGCACCCCAGGAAAGCCAGUGGAGGCUGGCACAGCAAAAGCCCAGCUCCAUCUUCCCAGCCCCUGGGACUGGCUGGCUGAGGGGCGGAUUGGGGGCUGUGCCCACAGGAAGAUAAUGCCAUGGCCAGGCCCUUGCCCCAGUCCUGAGCAGGGUAUGGGUGCUCAGGACCCCAGGUACAUUGCCUUGUCCCUGGAGGUCCCCAGUGGCAUCCCCGGGCUGGUCUGCCUGGAGUCAGCUCCCUACUUCUCCUGCACCCCAGCAGCACCACCUGCUCCACCAUGGGGACUCCAUCCCCCGUGAUGCCCCUUCCAGGCUCUCUGGGGCUUGGGACAGGCUCAGCAGGUGCUUUUUCAGUUUUGCCCCCUCCCCAGCAAUCAUCCCCGUGCUCUGUGGUCACCCCAGCUGCAAGAAUGUCCUGGGGGGGGUCCCCAGCAGCAUUGCUGCAGCCACCCCUGGCUGUUUUGCCCACGAGCCCCUGGUCAGUCAAGAGGCUGCCAACUUGACAGGCCUCGCAGCAUGGACACACUGCUCCAUCCUCUCCUCUGCGUGCUGCGAGGAGCUGGGCACUGUGGGCAAGCUGUUCCAUUACUUCUUGCUGGCCAGUCCCUGGGGGAGCCUGGAGAGGCUGUGGGGACCCUCAGCAGGACCUGCUGGCUCUGGUGAGCCCCUGUGUGUGCCAGCACUGUUCCGUGUCCCCCCUUGUCCCCGCGCUGCCGCCAUGGCUGUGGACACACUGGCGCCGUGGCCCUGCUUGGCACCUCCGUGUUGUGGCUUGUGAGCAACGGGCUGAUCUGGUCAUCCCCAUAAACACUUUUUUCUGCCGUGGCUCUGACUGGUUGUGAUCUCUGUGCCGCCAGGACUCAAGGUGGAAAGCCCCCCCGAAGGGGAGGGUGCCCACUGCCACCCUGCUGCCACCAGCGUUCCAGUGACGAGGACAAGCUC
This is a messenger RNA of Motacilla alba alba, 3633 nucleotides long. RefSeq names its product solute carrier family 7 member 4 (gene SLC7A4). The record is from RefSeq and is a predicted model, not a curated record. Gene Ontology annotation, biological process: amino acid transport; transmembrane transport. The transcript has 5 exons. Lineage: Eukaryota; Metazoa; Chordata; Aves; Passeriformes; Motacillidae. Gene Ontology annotation, cellular component: plasma membrane. Gene Ontology annotation, molecular function: amino acid transmembrane transporter activity. The coding region runs from base 131 to 2089 and encodes 652 amino acids.